Molecule: messenger RNA, 6603 nt
Organism: Eriocheir sinensis (Chinese mitten crab)
Lineage: Eukaryota; Metazoa; Arthropoda; Malacostraca; Decapoda; Varunidae
Exons: 3
Coding region: 806-3211 (801 amino acids)
Source: RefSeq, a predicted model, not a curated record
UCGGGCGUCUAUGGCGGGGCGGCAGACGACCCGUCAGGCGAGGCAGGGAGGGACUCGGUAAUGCACGAGGGGCAGCAGAAAAGUGUAAUAGUGGAAACACACAAAAGGGCAGAAAAGAGAAAGACAGAGAAAAGCCCAAAGUAUGAUAAAGUGAAGAAAACAAAAUAAAAAAAAGAAAACAAAAGCAAAGUUACUGGAGGCAAAGUGUCCAGACAAACACAGCUCAGGGCAAAGUGAAGCAUAUAAGUGUACGCAGUGAAGUAACUAAGAGUGUGUAGUGAAGUAUAUAAGUGUGAAGAAGUACCGAGGAAGAGCUAAGAAGCGAUACAAAGCGGAACAGCUCAAAAGAAGAAGAAGAGUCAAGAUAAAUAGUGUGGCGCCAUUGAGAGAAGAGGAAGCCAGGAUGCGGGGCUGUGGCUAAAUAAGUGAAAGUUCGCGUGCAGUAAUUCGCCCCAGUGAGGAAUAAUACAUCAGUGAAGGGACGCGACGAUGAGUGGAUGAGACGUUAAAGGAUCAGAAGAAGUCUGUGCCGCAAAGGGGUUCGGAUUCACAGCGAUACAGGCCACAAGAAGAGGAAGACAUCUCGCUGCUGUCAAAUAUGUGCCCAUGACCCCAGCCCCUGCCCCCAGGCCGCCCCGCCCCGCCCCGCCCCCCUCGACGCCCCAGCCCCGGCGCGGCCUUCCUGAGACAGGUGCCGAAGUCUGUGUGAGCCCCGGCUGAUCCUCACCCUGCUGGCUUAGUGCCCUCCCUGUGGCGGCUGCACCUCUCCGUCUGAAGUUAACCAGUAUGAUGGAAAGAAGGAAAGAUGGUGGACGACCUGUCUGCUGAGGAUCAAAUUGAGAGGUUGAAGGAGGAGGCCCGCAGCUGUACCUACCCCACGGAUGCAGCCACCGUCAAGAAGCGUUACAAAGACACCGCCCUCAUCCUCUUCAAGGAGGAUCUGGACAAUGGCACCCUCAGGAACUAUCUCAUGUUCGGGACUCGCCGCUCAUCAUCUGUCAGCCAGUAUGGCAACACUCCCAUCGUCAUCCGCAGGUCUCGCAGCUCAAAUGGGGAGUUAGCAACUGUAGUGGAGCAGGUGGGCACUCUCCAGGGCCGAUCCACCAGGAGCAAUUACACUCUGCUGGAGGCAGCAGAGAAGGAGAGAGAUACAGAUUCGGAUGAUGAAAAUUACUUUCAGGGCAGCAGAUACAAUAGUGAUGAGAGCUUUGCAGUCAGAGGGAAUCAUGAAGAAGAUUCCAGACUCACAGCAAACUCCAAUGACAGUGUACUGACAGAUCAGGAAACCCCAGCAACCAGUAAAACAGGUGUUCAGUCUCCUGCAUGCCCUCAAGGGAGAACCUCAGCCAUUAGUGAGCAGCAAAUCCAAGACCAUGAUGCUGAAAAGAGCUCCACUCAACAUGACCCUCCUGUACAGCAGUGCAGGGAGAGUGUUGAAAGUGAAACUAUUCAACCCCACAACGAGGAAAUUACGAGCCACAACAACAAAAGGAUAUCAGAAAGCUAUAAAGAGGCACCCAGUGAACUCUUAGAAACACCAGUACAUGAUGAAAGCCAGCAAACUGAUGCAGAACCCAAAAGAGACAGCAUACCAUCACAAGGCUCAAAAAGCAACAUUAGUCCUCAAGUACCAAAAAAUAACAACCCUCCCCAACCCUCAGAAGGGGAAGAAAUGUGCCAGACAUUCCUACAAAAUACUCCUGAACCAACCCUUGCCUUCAGCACAAAUUCAGCUGAAGACAAAGUAUCCAGUCCUGAGAUUGACCAUGCUGCCAUCCUGAGGGAGUUUGUGCAGCAGCCCUCUCCACGCAGUAGGUCUCUGCUGCAGGGUGAAGGGGAGACUUGCCUCAGCACCUCUGAGACAAAAAAGCCAAAAGAAGAACCUGAUAAAAACUUAAAAAUUGUGAAACUGAAGAUUGUUGAAUCCACUGACAGUUUAUUUGAAGAAGCAUAUCCAGUGAUUAGUGGCCUAGAUUCACAAAAGAGUCUCACCACUUCUGAUAUCCCGCACCUUAGUGAUGAUAGUGAUGUUGUCUUCAUUGAUGCCGGCUCACCCUCACUCUCGAGGACAAAACUCUCCUGUACAGGAGAGUCCUUAUCUGCCUCUAAUGAGGUCAUGCAGGGCCACAAGGAAGGAGCAGAUGCUGUCAUCAAUGCUCCAGAUACCCCAGCCAAACACCCAGCAAUCCCCCAGACCCCAGAACCUGGCACAGAAUGUAAAAAGUCAGAGACCAGUAAGGACAAUGUAGUCAUUCGCAGAAGACACAACAGCACCAACAGCUUCCGAGACCUGCCCAUCAGGAGCCCUACACCACCCAGGAGGAGGCCUCAAAAAUCUCCUCGAACUCCUAAACUGAGAGAGAAGACCAGGCAACGGCACUCCUCACUGGCCCUCACGUCUGAUGAAGAGACCCAGGAGCUCCUCGCUAAUGGCACACGGUCAGCCUCUCCCACCUCAAAAACUGGUGACUUUAGAUUCUUUUCUUUCUCCCUGAAGAAAGAGAAGAGCAAGAGUGUUACAUCCCUUGGCUCCAAGCGAAAUAAAGAGAAAGUGAGGCUGACUUCAGUGAAACUUUCCCUGGAGAACAAUGAAGCAGUUAACCCAAAGUUUGUGCCCAGCCAGACUGAAGAAGGCCACAUUGUGAACCCUGGGAAGAGGGUUGGUGUCCGCAGUAUGAUGAUUGAUGGGACCAUCAAACGAAAUUUCAUAGUGAUCCAUCCAUCUGAUGACUCAGACACAAUUGGCCUGGCACCCAAGUCACCUCAAACUACUCAGAAAGAACUUUCUGUCAGCACCCCUGAGGCACUCGCAACAGUCAAGACUCGUAUAACAGCACCCAGCCAAGAGAAACUUGAGGUGACAAAACAAAUAUCCACGCAGGGAGGACUAAAGGAAGAACUGUUGUCAGAUAUUCCUGAAAAUAUUAGGACUGAAUCCAGAGCAAGUUUUCGAGGCUCUCUUAACUUUUCCCAGAUUUCUAAAAGCUUGAGAAUAAAGCAGAGUAAGAAAAAUUGGGAGCAUGUGUCUUUAAGAAGCUCCCAUAGUUUGUCCAGUGAGCCAGUCUGUCCUAGUCCCUCCAGCUCCCAAAUUCUGUAUAAAUCUCCUUCAUCCUUGUCCAGGGUGGACUGUGACUCACCCAACACCUUGGCAGAAAAACCUGACCACACAGGGGACUCUCAGACUGUGUCAAAAUUUUGUGUGGUUAUGUGAGUUCACGUUGUAUUAAUCAGUUUCUGGUGUAAUACACCCAAUGAAUUGUGAAGGUGUCCUUUCCCAUGGCAGCUGCACUUGGUGGAACUAAGGUCCUUAAGAAUAGGUGCUGAAGGAUUUUUUUUUUUUUUUUUUUUUUUUUUUCAUUGAACCAAACUUUUUCUGUUGUUUUCAACAUGUGAUUUGGCUGUGAAUGUGAAUUUUAUUAGUUUUGUUAUUACAAAGGGGAACAGAAAUGUAAGUGGGGUGGGAGGGAAGAUGAAGUCAAGUUAUGUCUUACAAAUAAGUCAGGUGUGCUGAAACAGAAAAGCCUAAUUGUUGAAAGAGUACUGUUGCUUGAUUUUGUUCUAGAUUUAAUGCACAUUUGUGCCAAGAUUAUUAUUAUGAUUAUUAUGAUUAUCUAUUAUUAUUGUUGUUAUUAUUAUUGGUUUUUUUUUUUUUUUUUUUUUUUUUUUUUUUUUACUAUGGAUACUGCCGUAUGGCUGAAAGACAAAACUUGUUAAUGACGUGUACAGUAUUUUUUCUAUCUUAGUAGCUUCUGAGUAGGUACUGAACUUAGCUGUAGGUUGAGAAGCUGUGGAAAGACGUGGCAGUCAGAACCACAUACCUUUGUUGCAUGCCACAUAUAUGUGAGUGGUUGUGAGAUGUGGAAUCAUCAAAUUUAAGUGGGUUUUGUACAGAAAAGUUCAUCAGGAAACAGUUCAGAAUAUAAUUGUGCUGGAUUAGUAUGCAGGUUCUCCACAAAUCAAAAAGUUUAUGUGUAUGUCACUUUCCUCAUUCUUGAGGCUCCUACAAGUGCCUCAAUUCAUGCCAGCCAUGACUCGUGAAUUUUCUCUUCAACAACUUCACGUAUUCUUCCACGGAAGCAGUUUUUUAUUUUGAAAUGGUGUUCACUGGAUUUGUUCAAUGUCACAACAUAUCUUCUCUCUAGUCUCUCGUAGCUUAGCACAACAUACCGUCUGGUGUUCAUUUAGACAGACAUUAGAAAAAAUUGUCAUUGCCUGAACUCGAGUUAAUUUUCCUGUGACUGGUCUCAGUUCACCUUUCUCCAGUAGUCCAAGUUCUCUUUGGCAAUUACUGAGUUUCUAUGGCCACAAGAAAAAGAAGUGUGGAGAUAUACAUUUUCAAUUAAUUAUCACUAUGGAGUAAAAUUGAGUAAUGAAGAAAUUCUUUGGCAGCUUCUAAGCCUUACUCUUGGUUAUUUUUUUAUACAUAUAUAUAUUUUUUUUUAAUAUUACAUCUAUCUUCCAUUCUAAAAACAAGAAGUGAGAAUAAGAGCAGCCUCCAUUUUGUGAUAAAUUCUGUAGCUGAUUCAGUGUGCAGCACACUGAUAAUAUGGAAAUAUUUUUGUACUUAUGUUGCUUCAGUGUCAUAAAUGAAGCAAAAUAUAUAACACAUCCCAGACAAGCUGUAGUGCCACUAACAUGUGUUGCUUCCCCAUGGUGCUCACAUUGCUGUGCUCCCUUGACUGAACUUCACACAAUAACCUUUUGUACACAAGCCACUAGACACCAGCACGGCCUCCACACUGGGUGCUGCAAGCUGGGCAAGACCCUGAGCUGCUGCUGCUGUCUGUCCUUGGUCUCUGCCUUGUCUAAUGCACAGCACACUCUAAGGACUGUGUUCACUGUCAUGAUCAUCUUGUGGAGUCCUGUAAGGGUAUUAAAUGGCUAAUAUUUUUAUAUGAUAUAUAUCAUGGCUUUUAGUUUUAUAUGCAUAUAUACACUAACCUGCAUAAAUACAUAGUUCAUAGUCUUGCUGAAUCAUUUGGGUACUGGUAUGUGUGUGCGUGCAUGUGUGUGUGUGUGUGUGUGUAUACUGUCUCAAAGUGACCAAACAUUAAAUGUUCCACAUUUAUCUAAGGUGAGAGUGUGUUCAGUGUCAAUGUCACUCCCUGGCUACAUUGUGUACCACACUUGUCAAAGGUUUUAUAUAGACUGUGCAUUGUGUUUACUAUAUUUCCUAUUAUAGUAUGGUUAGAAUAUAACUUUUUGAUUGAAUACUUUAGUAUACAUGUCCAUGUUUCUCGCACAAGAUAUACUCUUGGUAACAGAUGUAGUGAUUCUGAUGUUAAUUUUGGUCUGUCAUGACUCCCAGAUAAUUAUGCUUCUUUGGUCAUCAUCCAGCCUUAGCCCCCCCCUUCCUUAGCUGUGAUCUCUUUUCAGUUAUCUUUAUCAUAUAUGUAGAGAUUCUAAUUUUCUUACAUUCGUCUAAUUACUAGGUGUAGCAUUUAUGAAGACACGUCACUUUUUCGUGCUGUAGCUCCAAACAACAUGGAUUUACAUGUUGCCCAGCAAAAAGACUGUUUGAAAGGUGCCAAUGUAAUGUACUGACCACCAUGUUGUUUGGGGUCUUUAAACUAAUGUACACUUAAUAAAAUAAAAUAAAAGUAUCUUCCAGAUUGAGUCCCAUGCUGCAUUAUGUGAUGUGGUGGAAGGACUAGUUUUCACAUGCCUCUCAAGCCUAAAUGUCCAACUACUCUUGGUAGCCUUUCAUUCUUACAUCUUGGAUAUUUCCACUUUGUAGUAGUGUGUAAGCAAUAAAUGCAUGUCACAAUUUCUCACUUGCAUACAAAUUAGGAUUGAUUUUUUUACUCUGUUCAUUUACCUUACUGUGUUAGGUUUAAAAUAUCAGGUGGUAUAGCUCUGCUAGUCAGAAGGAAACAUCCCUCCUGUAAUUUUUGUUCUAUUUUCAGUACAAUUUGCAUAUUUUAAUGUUUCAAACUUUUCAAUAUACAUGGUCAGUAAAGCCAGUGGUGGUAUUAUAUUAACAUGAGCAUUAUGUAUAAAUCAUGCUGACUUACACUGUAUGUAAUGCCGUACAUACAUCUGCUACUGACAUACUAAGGAUAGGUUUCUCCCUGAUUACCAUUUUAUCCAUGCUCAUUGUACCUUCACUUCCAUUUUUGUUCAUUAUAAGAUGCUCUAUACUCACAUGGAUUUUGCCUUCCUUCAGUUAAUCAUAUCCUGCAUUUGAUCUUGUUAUAGCUUUCAGCUCUCUUCUCCCAGUCACUGCAUCAUCUUCCCAUGUGUCUCCAUACAUUACUAUAUCAUUUUCCUUUACCUUAUCAUUCACUCUUAUCUUACCAUAGUGCCACAUGAACUCUGAUGUCUGGCACACUAUUUUUCCUUAACUUAGUCAUGUGUGUAUACAUAGACAGUUUAAUCUUCUGGUUGAUUUUAUACAACAAAAAUCAUUGUAAUAUAUAUCAUUGAUUUGACUGUGAUCCUCAGGUGAUAUGAUGUUUUCGAGGACACUAGCACCGGACUGUUUAGUGUGCAUUGCAAGCCAUGGUGCUGCCCUGUUUUGAUAUAUUUUCCAUCGUUUUAUUCUAUUGUUUAAUUUCAAAAGCCUUUAAGAUGGCUUCAAAAUAAAUUCCAGCAUAAUUCAUA